Messenger RNA from Staurois parvus, 573 nucleotides. The record is from the annotation of a GenBank genome assembly. Lineage: Eukaryota; Metazoa; Chordata; Amphibia; Anura; Ranidae.
CUAAAACAUAACACAGUGCAACCAAACCAAACCAACCACCCACAGAUAACAGUAUAUACAAGCAAGCGUCGUCAGGCAGGCCGGGUCAAUAUCAAUAGGGCAGGUAGGUACAGGGGGAGCAAGCAGAGAAUGGUCGGGGUCACAGGCCAGGUUCAGCAGGUAGCAAGCAGCGUAGUACAGAGGGUCAAGCAGAGAGAUGGUCAGGGUCACAAGCCAGGGAUCAGGACAGGAGAAGUCAGCAGAGGUCAGGAUCAGGCAGGGUCGGCAACAAGUCAGGCAGGAACAGGAAUACAGGAAUGCAGGUUACAAGGUACAGGGGCCCAUGGAAAAACACACACCAAGGCACAGACUGCAGGUCUGGCCAUCCCUUAAAUACACCACCUGCAAUCAGCCCCAGGUGAUGGCUAAUUGCCAAAGUGAACCUCUGGUUGUUCAGAGCACCCGCUGGCCAGCCCUGGUACUGCAGCCCACAAGGCAGGUGAGUCCCACCACUAUUGGCAAGUCCAUUCCUGACACAGAUUGAACAGGAAAGGUCAUUUUUAAUAUCAUUCAAUUACAAUACUUGUGUCGCAG